GGCGAUAAUGAGGUUUCAAUUUUUUCAUUCAAUUUCUUCAUAGGCAAAAACAAGACGCGCAAAAAUAAUAUUUACGAAGCCAUCUCUAAACCAUGAGUGAAACUAGGGAUAGGCCGGUUUUGUAUCAACAUUUAUUAUGUUUUAAAUAAAUUGCAAUAAAUAAGCACGAAUAUGAAAAGUUAUGGUCCGAGCCCUCGUCGGAAAGCUGUUGACGACGACUGCCUAAUCGUUGGCUUGAGUCGAGACCCGUUGAAGGCCAGAGCGGCUCCGAAAAAGGAACCGGACGUUCUCUGCCCUCUCACACAGGAGUUUUAUAAGGAUGCAGUGAAACGUUUCGCAGAAGACUACCCGAAACUGACAAAGAUGUACAUGUCGAAGGAUAUUGAUCCAGUUCCGAUCGACCACGGCAUCCAGGACUUAAAAAGGACAGAGUAUUUGACUAAAUACUGUUCUAGAGAGUUGCCGUUUAUGUCUGUGAACUUGGUGAGGCGAGCAAAAGCCCUACAAACCCUUCGACUGCCAGACGACAUAUACAUUCCGGACACGAGCCAAAAAGGCUCGUAUAGGGCUCCGCAGCCAGAAAAAUAUGCAGAUCCACCUUCUUCGAUGUCAAUGAGACCGAAAUUUGACGAUAGUUUGCAAAAGGAACUACGACGCAUAUUGCGCACGCGUACUGGAGACACCACGUACGGCUCUUGUCACGGUCUUCUAGCUAAGGUCGUCCUCGAAAAGAAUCCUUUCGGCCCAGCUCGCGAAGAACCCAAAUACGGCCGCUGGUCAAAUCCAUACACGUAUACUUACAGAAUCUGAAUGCACCGUUAUUUUAUUGAAGGUUUUUUUUUUUGUUUUUUAAAAUUUGUCAUUUGAGAUAUCAAUAAAAAUCGACCGUGAACCGAAUUAAUUUAGUUUCAGUUUUCAGCAAAUAAAUUUGAAUAAACAGUU
Molecule: messenger RNA, 942 nt
Organism: Bombyx mori (domestic silkworm)
Lineage: Eukaryota; Metazoa; Arthropoda; Insecta; Lepidoptera; Bombycidae
Exons: 5
Coding region: 172-810 (212 amino acids)
Source: RefSeq, a predicted model, not a curated record